CAGCUCAGAUGACGCAGUGUGAGCUCUGGUGAAGAUGGCUCCUUUUCCAGACGAGGUGGAUGUUUUUACUGGCCCGCACUGGCGAAUGAAACAGCUCGUGGGUCUGUACUGCGAAAAGCUGUCAAAAACGAACUUCUCCAACAACAAUGAUUUCCGCUCCUUUCUUCAGUCUCUCUGUGCCACCUUCAAGGAGUUCAAGAUGCACGAACAAAUAGAGAACGAGUAUAUUAUUGGCCUGUUGCAGCAGCGCUGCUGCACCGCCUACAAUGUGCACGCUGACAACAAGCUGUCAGAGAUGCUGUCCUUAUUUGAAAAGGGCCUACAAAGCGUUAAGAGCGAAUACGAACAACUGAACUAUGCCCAGCAGCUGAAGGAGAGGCUCGAGGCGUUCACCCAGGACUUUCUGCCGCACAUGAAGGAGGAGGAGGAGGUGUUUCAGCCUAUGCUUAUGCAAUACUUCACCUAUGAAGAGCUGAAGGACAUCAAGAAACAGGUGAUAGCUCAGCACUGCAACCAACAACACUCAAACUGUGCUGCUGAGGUGCUGAAGGGCUUCAGGCUGUGGACCCAGGCAGAGGAGCUGCAAAAGGCCUUUAAAUAUGCAGAUCAUGAGAAAACUGAUUAUGACCUGGAAAAGAGCAGCGACUCUUCAGUCCACAUCUCCCAGCUUCCUACAGAAAUCCUGCUGAGGCUCUUCAGUUUCCUGGGCCCCAUGGAUCUGUGUCGCUGUAGUCAAGUGUGCAGCUCAUGGACAGAACUGGCCAAGACUGGUUCUUUGUGGAAGCACCUCUAUCCUGUGCGCUGGGCAAGAGGUGAUUUUUAUAAAGGCCCCCCUGGGAAUCUUGACCAAGAGCCAGAUGAGGACUGGGUAAAAAGUCGAGUGAACGAGGGUCGUGCCUUUCAGGAGUGGGAUGAGGACGCUGAUGUUGAUGAGUCAGAUGUUUCGGUUUGUACUGAAGGCUCACUUGCAAUUAGCACUGCUCAGCGAGAGAAGAGGCUCCUAAAUGGGAUUAUCCAGAACCUUCUUCCAGCGGUGGGUUCUUCUGUAAAGUCCAUCGUUCUUGCAUACAGCUCUACAGUCUCCAGUAAAAUGGUUCGUCAAAUGCUCAGCCUCUGCCGUAACAUUACUCAUUUGGACCUGACUCAGACAGAUGUUACAGACUUGGCAUUUGACAGCUGGUCACAUCUGGGAGCUUGUCGCUCUCUGGAGCACCUGGAUUUGUCGGGCUGUGAGAAGAUCAACGAUCACACCCUGAAGAAACUGUCUGUGGGGCUGGGUGACCUGACGUCCUCCACCAGCUCUGACAAACGCUCUGAGCGGCGAGCCAAGCUGCUCGAAAGCUCCCCCGUCCCCAUCCCGCUCAUGGACGAGAGGAACCUGCAUGCAGUCGGGCGGAAGCAGCAGGCCAUCAUUUUUAAGCACGGGACCACUCGCUGGGGCACCGCCUGCAUCCCGACGCACAUUUGGGUUUUGAACACGUCGGACCUCGCUGACAUUGAAGAUGCUGCGGACUGGAGCCACCGGGGAGGGCUGUCUUUCACCGACAGCUUUGCAGAGACGCAGCUUUUGGGAGACUCGUGCUGCUGCAGGAGGAGCGGAAGGCUCAGGACUGGAUCAGAUUCCUCCUACUUGCAUCAGCAGUUUGCUGUGUCUGGGGACAUGUUUUGUGGUCACUCCACCUGCUGCUCCAGCGACAAGGCCUUCAGGACUUUAACUGAUCCUCACAGCGAGUCAGGCGUCACCAGAAACAUCACUGCUGAAUUUCGGGCUAAGUGCUCAUCAGUGGGGCCGCAGUGUCUGGAGCCUGAGAACAGGACUGACUGCUCAAAGGCAAAACGAUCUUUGACAUUUCUCAGCCUCUCUGGAUGUUAUCAAAUCACCGAUUUGGGCUUGAGGGCUUUAUCUCAGCGUGGAGGGCUUCCUGUUCUGGAGCAUCUCAACUUGUCUGGAUGCCUCUUCAUCACUGAGGUGGGCCUGCAGGAGCUGGUGUCGACCUGUCCUUCCCUCAAUGACGAGCACUUCUAUUACUGCGACAACAUUAAUGGUCCUCACGCCGACACGGCCAGCGGCUGCCAGAACCUGCAGUGUGGUUUCAGAGCCUGCUGUCGCUCUGGAGAGUGACCCCGCCCAGCAGUUCUCCCUCUUCUUGCACUUUAUCCUGGGAAGACCAUUUGUUGUGUUUUUUGUCACCUAAAACUGUUUGAAACUGUAAUUUAGCUCCUGCUGUUUCCAUGUUUUCAUUUGGUGGGUAUAAUGCUCCUGAAAUAUAACUGGGUGAUGAUGGAUUAAACGUCUGUAAAUAAAAUCUCUGGUUGCAUUGUUGGCUUUGGGAAAUUAAAUUGAAGAUACAUUUUCCACCAAUAUGUUAGAUUUUCACAUGUCAGGCUGUCCUGGAGAUUGAAGCUGACUGAUCCCUGAUGUUGAUGGUUCUUAUUGAACUUAACCAGGUGGAGGAGACCCAUUUAAAGUCCUGAAUAAAAGCAGCACAGAAAUACAAAUUAUGACAUGUUGCUGUAUAGUCUAAAGAUUAGCUUCAGGUUUGUGAUCUGUAGUAUUUUAUCCCCAUAAGUUUUUUUUUUUGUUUCCUCUUGUCUUAUGCACUCCAGGGUUUAAAAAAAGAACUUGUGCAGUCGAACAUGGUCAGUCCUGAGACGUUAGGAGUGAGUUUGAGGAUCAAGUACUGCUUUGUUCACACAGUAAGAUUUAUUUUGUGGUACAGAAGUCUUGCACGAGCUUUAUUGAUAAUGUUGAACUCAUAAUAAAAGUGAACAGUUAAAACAC
Messenger RNA from Austrofundulus limnaeus, 2782 nucleotides. RefSeq names its product F-box and leucine-rich repeat protein 5 (gene fbxl5). Gene Ontology annotation, molecular function: protein binding. The transcript is spliced from 11 exons. Gene Ontology annotation, cellular component: SCF ubiquitin ligase complex. Gene Ontology annotation, biological process: SCF-dependent proteasomal ubiquitin-dependent protein catabolic process; intracellular iron ion homeostasis. Lineage: Eukaryota; Metazoa; Chordata; Actinopteri; Cyprinodontiformes; Rivulidae. The record is from RefSeq and is a predicted model, not a curated record. Bases 35 to 2122 code for a protein of 695 amino acids.